AUGUCAUUGCAUCAUCAUCUUGUUGGUAGACCAUCAAUAAAUCGUAAAAAUUCGCAUCCAUUAGAAAAUUAUUGUAAUAAGAAGGAAGAAAAAAUAUUAUUUUACAAUAACAAAGAAGAAAAUGAUGACGAUUUUGAUGAUUUCACACUUGAGAAUUUUAAAAUUAUUGAUGGUAGAAAAUUUAAUAAUAUCGAAGAAUCUUGUGAAUUCUUGCCUUCAAUGUCUAUAAUGGAAACUGUAGAAGUUUUAUCACAACAUAUAUGGAGUGGUAAAUUUUCUUCUCCUGUGAAAGAAAGAUUAAAGAAUGGUGGUGCAUCUGUAAUAGACAUUGGAUGUGGACCUGCAACUUGGUUAAUGUUUAUGGCAGAAGAAUUUCCAAAGUCAUCAUUUAUUGGAAUUGAUAUAGUGAUUGAUUUGAAUGAUUCUAAAAAAGAAUUACCAGAAAAUUUAGCAGUAAUUAGACAUAACAUACUUGAUGGUUUACCAUUUCCAGAUGACACUUUUGAUUUUGUUCAUCAAAAACAUAUGACACAGUCAUUAAAAAUUGAUCAAUGGUCUUUUGUAAUUGAUGAACUGAUACGUAUAACUAAACCUGGUGCCAUGCCAUAUGAUUUGGGUCCAGUGGGGAAAAGAUAUAUGGUUGGAUAUGGAUCAAUCCGUGAAUCUAUUGAACAAAAAUUAAUGAAUUCUGAUAAAAUAGUUGAAAUUAGUAAUCAAGCAAGGAAUUUUCCAUUAGGUGGUGAUGGUAUGACUGGUGAAGUGGUAAGAACAACUAUGGUUGGGUCACUAGAAACUGCUGGACCUUAUAUCUCAUCAUUUAUUGGAGUUAGUUUAGAAGAGUAUAAUGAAAUGAUUGAACAAUGUGCUGUAGAAAAUAUUAAGUAUAAACCUUAUAUAAAAAAUUUUAGAAUAUCUGGAAAGAAAAGAUGA
Entrophospora candida is the source of this 930-nucleotide messenger RNA. The record is from the annotation of a GenBank genome assembly. Lineage: Eukaryota; Fungi; Glomeromycota; Glomeromycetes; Entrophosporales; Entrophosporaceae.